AUGGACUUAGAUUUACCUUUUGGAGGAAAAGUCAUCAUUUUUGGCAGAGAUUUUCGGCAAACUAUACUGGUUAUCCAGCAGGCACCAAAAGGUGUCUUGAUAGAAUCAAGCUUGCCUAAUUCUCCCCUAUGGUCUAAAUUACAUAAAUUGAGGUUGACAAAAAAUAUGAGAGCUAUGUUCAAUCUAGGAUUUUCAGAAUUCUUAUUAAGAGUGGGCGAGGGAAGAGAACUUGUUAAUCUGCAUGGUGAUGUGACCUUAUUGACGAAUAUGGGUAUUCCUUACCAUGAUAAAGAGAAGUCUUUAAAUUGGUUAAUACAGAGUGUUUUUUCAGAUCUAGAGCUCUAUUCUCAGGAUCCUUAUAGUAUGAGAAACAAGUGUAUUCUUACUGCAAAGAAUACCUCGAUCGAUGAAGUAAAUGACAUAAUGAUUAGAAGAUUUCCUGGAAAUCUUCAAACUUAUAUUAGCUCAAACAAGACUAUUGAUAAAAGGCAUCAAGGCAAUUAUGAGGACCUUCUCAACUCUCAAAAUCGAAAAGGUCCCCCUCCUCAUAAGUUACUAUUGAAGAAAAACUGUCCGAUUAUACUUAUGAGGAACUUAUAUACUAUAGAAGGCCUUUGUAAUGGCAGAAAGGCUGAUUUGUAG
Messenger RNA from Coffea eugenioides, 642 nucleotides. RefSeq lists its product as uncharacterized. Gene Ontology annotation, biological process: DNA repair; telomere maintenance. The record is from RefSeq and is a predicted model, not a curated record. Bases 1 to 642 code for a protein of 213 amino acids. Lineage: Eukaryota; Viridiplantae; Streptophyta; Magnoliopsida; Gentianales; Rubiaceae. Gene Ontology annotation, molecular function: DNA helicase activity. The transcript is spliced from 2 exons.